This is a messenger RNA of Polistes canadensis, 924 nucleotides long. Its product is annotated as acyl-CoA Delta(11) desaturase-like. The record is from RefSeq and is a predicted model, not a curated record. Gene Ontology annotation, biological process: unsaturated fatty acid biosynthetic process. The coding region runs from base 1 to 924 and encodes 307 amino acids. NCBI's taxonomy places the organism in Eukaryota, Metazoa, Arthropoda, Insecta, Hymenoptera, Vespidae. The transcript is spliced from 7 exons. Gene Ontology annotation, molecular function: stearoyl-CoA 9-desaturase activity; iron ion binding. Gene Ontology annotation, cellular component: endoplasmic reticulum membrane.
AUGGCUGAACGAAAAAUCAUAUGUUAUUUAUCGAUGACAGAAAUACAAAAUCAUAUAGAAGAUUUUUUAUUUCUGCGAUUAUGGGCACAUAAGUCUUACAAAGCAAAAUGGCCACUAAGGGUAUUCCUAAUGAUUUUGCAAUCUACGUCAUUUCAAAGACCUAUUUAUGUAUGGGUAAGAAAUCACCGAAUCCAUCACAAGUACACCGACACGGAUGCUGAUCCUCAUAACUCGAAAAGGGGUUUCUUCUUUUGUCACAUUGGUUGGUUGAUGUUAAAAAAACAUCCCGAUGUUAUAAAAAAGGGAGCAACGAUAGAUAUGAGCGAUCUUGACAAAGACCCAGUGGUCAUGUGGCAACUAAAAGUUUUCAUGACACUCGCUUGUUUCAUCAUUCCAACGUUGAUACCUGUACUUUUUUGGGGAGAGGGUUUGAUGAACGCUUGGUACGCCACGACUAGUAAAUUCAUCAUUGGUUUAAAUUUUACCUUUCUAGUAAAUUCGGCUGCUCAUAUGUGGGGUACAAAACCGUAUGAUAGUACCAUAUCUCCGACAGAAAACCUUGCAGUUUCAGUUCUUGCAUUCGGUGAAGGUUGGCACAAUUAUCAUCACGUAUUUCCAUGGGAUUACAAAGCUGCUGAAUUAGGAAACUACAAAUCUAGCUUCGCAACGGCAUUUAUCGACGGUUUUGCAAAACUCGGUUGGGCUUAUGAUCUAAAGACGGUUUCUCACGAAAUGAUUGAAAAGCGUGCAUGUAGAACUGGAGAUGGUACGAGUUAUCAACAUGUCGAUGAUCAACACGAACACAAAUAUAAAAAUGCUGUUUGGGCUCUUCAAUUUCUUUAUUUAAUCAUUUGUCUGUUUUUAGAUCAUCCAGAUAGACAUAGCGAUGUUGAAACAACCGAAACUAUGGAAUAUAUGAGUUAA